GAAAUUUAUUUGAAUAAUUUAAUUGAGUCCCUUAACAAAAAAAUUUCAUAGCAAAGAAUUGUGCAAUCAUUUCCUAGAACUAUCGGUUGAAAAAUAUGAAUAUGAAUUUUACGUUACUUUGAAUUGAGUUGAAUAUAUGACACCAUCUCUAACACAUGCUUGAUGUCUAAAAGUUUUGAUGUUAGAACAUAUUUAACGGAAUUCUCAUGUCAGAGGUGCAAUGGGAUCUUGAGGCAUCCGGAGUCUCCAGUGACUGGAUGCUUAAAGACCCGUCCGGUGAAUCUGAUUGAAGCGGGCCAUGUACACACGUAUCUUUCUUCCUGCCCCAAGGCCCCAACAACGAAAGUCUGCGACUCCAGAAAGUUCAUGAUUCGAUAACUUUCAAUCCGUAUCCCGGCUCGUUGGUCUCGAGUGAGUGACUAACUGACUGUCCUGCAAAAGACCACGUUCCUGAAGAUGAAUGCCAGGCCGGCGGGAUUCGGGACGAGGGAUCUGAGAGCAAGCGAAGGAAAUGAAAAUCGUAUUUGAUAACUUUUCCUAUAAGAGUCCAAUUGAUUUCGUGAAACGUGGGCAUUGCAUGCCCGCGACUUCGCGCGAAAAUACCUGGCGGCUAA
Molecule: messenger RNA, 614 nt
Organism: Marchantia polymorpha subsp. ruderalis
Lineage: Eukaryota; Viridiplantae; Streptophyta; Marchantiopsida; Marchantiales; Marchantiaceae
Source: the annotation of a GenBank genome assembly